GUGCCCGAGCCCCCGCUCCCCCGGGGGCCGCGGCGGGACGGGCCGGAGCUGGAGCUGGAGCUGGAGCCGGGCCUCUGGGCACCUGAGGCCGCCGAGCCCGCCCAGGGGCCGCCGCCGUGGUCCCCGCCGGAGCAGGGGAGCUCCCCGACCCUGGGGGUCCCCGCCGAACCCCCGGCCCGGCCGGAGGAGGAGCCGCGCCUCCGCCCCGUCUUCGACGCCCUGGACCGGGACGGCGACGGCUUCGUGCGUGUGGAGGAGUUCGUCCAGUUCGCCACGGCCUACGGUGCCGAGCAGGUAAAGGACCUAACAAAGUACCUCGAUCCGAGCGGACUUGGAGUCAUCAGCUUCGAAGAUUUCCAUCGGGGGAUCAGAGCUAUCAAAAAUGGAGAUCCUGACAGCCAGUUGUAUGAUAUGGGAUAUACCCCUGAGGAGGAAGCCCCAGCCUGUCCUGAUGAGUUUGAUGACUUUGUCACGUUUGAGGCAAAUGAGGUGACUGACAGUGCUUACAUGGGCUCAGAGAGCACAUACAGCGAGUGCGAAACCUUCACGGAUGAAGACACCAGCACACUAGUACAUCACGAGAUGCACGACGAAGUGGAAACGGACAGUGCCAUCGACUCCACCGUGCACUCGGAGUUCACGGAUCCCAUCGAGGAGCCGGAGCAUGGAUCCCAUCCGCACGACCUGCCCCUUGGCUCGGACCUCAGCCACUCCAUCGUUACAGUCAUUAGCGGAGAGGAGCAUUUUGAGGAUUACGGAGAAGGGAAUGAAGCAGAUUUGUUCUCGGACAGCUUGUGUAAUGGGGAAAGCAGCUUUAAUAGCUCCUCGUUCCUCUCUCCCAGCACCAAUCCGCUCGCUGCGAAACUGCACAGCAUUAUCGCAGAUGAAGCAUUUGAGUUUUACUGUAGCCAGUGCCACAAACAAAUCAACCGCCUCGAGGAUCUUUCUACUCGCCUGAAUGAUCUUGAAAUGAAUAGUCCAAAUAAAAGACUCUCAAGCAAGAAGGUGGCAAGACAGUUGCAUCAGACGAGCGCGUUGUCCGUGGGCGUGAUGGAGGAGUCUUACCAGGAUACGCUGGAGUGUACGGAAGAGGACAUCACGGACAAGGUGGUCUUUCUGGAGAAGCGAGUGACGGAGCUGGAGAAGGACACGGCCGCUAACGGCGAGCAGCACAGCCGCCUCAAGCAGGAAAACCUGCAGCUCGUGCACAGAGCAAAUGCUCUCGAGGAACAGCUGAAGGAGCAGGAGCUGAGAGCUGACCAAACACUCCUGGAGGAGAUCAAGAAGCAGAGGGAGCUGCUGAGCAAAAUGGAGAGGGAGAAGAGCAUUGAGAUUGAGAACCUGCAGGCCAGGCUGCAGCAACUGGACGAUGAGAACAGCGAGCUGAGAUCCUGUGUCCCUUGUUUAAAAGCUAACAUUGAAAGACUUGAGGAGGAGAAGCAGAAGCUGCUGGAUGAGAUCGAAGACCUCACUGUGCAGCUCACAGAGGAGCAGGAGAAAAAGAGGAAGAUGGGGGACAAGCUGAGUCAGGAGAGGCACCAGUUUCAGAAGGAGAAGGAGUCGACGCAGGAGCUCAUCGAGGACCUCAGGAAGCAGCUCGAGCACUUGCAACUCUUCAAACUGGAAGCUGAGCAGCGAAGAGGCAGGAGCAGCAGCAUGGGGCUCCAGGAGUACAACAGCAGGACGCGGGAGACGGAGCUGGAGCAAGAGAUCAAGCAGCUCAAGCAGGAUAACAGGAACCUGAAGGAGCAGAACGAUGAACUGAACGGACAGAUCAUUAACUUGAGCAUCCAGGGAGCCAAGAACCUCUUCUCGGCGUCCUUCUCUGAAUCCCUGGCAGCGGAGAUCAGCUUGGUCUCCAGAGACGAGCUCAUGGAAGCAAUUCAAAAGCAAGAGGAGAUCAACUUCCGCCUGCAGGAUUACAUCGACAGGAUCAUCGUGGCCAUCAUGGAGACGAACCCCUCCAUCCUGGAAGUUAAGUAAGGGCGGCCGAGAGCCGCCGGCUGUGCGCUCGUCGAUGGGUGUGGAUUUGGUGCUCUGAGAGGAUAAAGAGGGACUCGAAACGUCUUUGCUCUUGAUGAAGGCACAAGGAAGCAUCGCGUCAGGUCGGUGGGUGAAUUAACCAGCGGACUGGGGAAAAGAAAACCAGCAGCAAGGUUUUGUUGUCUGACUCCGUUAUUUUGAAACCCUUCUGGUUUGGAGGGGUGAAAGGGAACCUGGAGAAGAAACACAGGCAACGGACAGCUGGAGGAAGCUACCCCUGAAGCUGGGAACUGUCCCGACAGCGGCGUCAGACCCUCUGGCGUGCGGGGUGCCAACAGGAGCUUGCCACCACGAGGGCUGUAAGGAGAGGGUUUCUCUGAACUGCGGGAUAACGGGAUGGAGAAGGAAGCAGCAGCGCUGACGUUUUCCCUUGCUGCCCUGUCCAGCCCAAGUAUCUGCUUUGCCAAAGUGUCCCUGACACACUCACUCACUGGGGCAGAUCUGGGAAAGAGGGAAACGUGUCCUGGACUUGUAGAGGGGGUUUUUUCUUGGGUUUGGGUUUUGUUUUUUUUUUUUUUAAUUAACUUAAUGCAAAUGUCCUCAUUCAGCUGACGCAGUUAAUCCUUGCCCUGCCGCUUCUGCUCGGGAAGGGGUUGCGUGCAGAGAGCUAGCUGGCUCCUCUCUCGCUCGCCGGUGGCAGAAAGAGGCAGGGGAGCGGCUGUUUUUGGGACAGGGCGUAAGCGCACUUUGUCACCUGCCUCCUUAUUUAUUUUUGCUGUCCGUGGCUCACUACCGUCGGCACGCCUUGGCGUUCACGGCUCCGCUGCCCUCCUCCCCGCUCCCGGCUCUUCUGCCGGCUGCCACGGCGUCUGCGGGUGUCUGUUGAGCCGGGCUGGCUCUGGGAGGAGAGGUCCCCUCGGCCCCAGCUGCAGACACACGGGUGCUGUCUGUCCAGCCUGCAGGGACUGGGGGAAAGGCUGUGACUCUUCAACUUGCACUGGAGGCUGGUCCUGGCCGCCUCUCCCCAUCCCAGCUCGGCUCGUCUGGCCCGGCGCGGGGAUACGCAGCGGCCGAGGGAGGUCGGGGAGCUGCAGCGGAGAGGGCUGAGCUCUCAGUCUUGCCUCCCAAGGUCCCUGGCCUGUGCCAUUCCCAGCCGGAGCAGGGCUCUGCUGGUGAUAGCUUCAGUCCUGGAGGGAGAGCCUGCUCCGGCCGCCUUUCCCUGCUGUUUCCCUGUGCUGCGGCAGGGGAUGGAGCAGCCGCUCUCAUUUCUCAGCCGCUGGCAUCAGCCUGGGCUUUCUCCAUGCCGUUGCGGAGAGGAGACCCGAGAAUACAACAGCAGCAGCUCCCUGGGAAACAAAAGCCAUGUUUACAUCAGACAGCUUUUGGCUUGCUGGUACAAGCGGCCGUGGCGUAGCGUGACCCUGGGGAGCAGCGGCUUGAACCCACCGCUCCUCUCCGGCUCCCGGGAGGAGACAGCCAGCAGACUCCCAAGGAUCCGGCUUCGUUUAGUACAUCAGGGCCCCAAAAAGCGGUUCUUUUUUCCUGCUUGUCAGGUUUUAGAAAUGCCAGAGUGGCCUGAAAACAGAAGCCCCGGCGAUCCCUUGGCUGCCGGCGGGGGGAUGCCUGCUCCUCCCCAAAACGCUUCCACGCACGCGGCACAUCUCUCUUCCCGCGGUGGCAGAGCAGCCAGCUCGCCGUUUGUCCCGGGAGGGUGCCGCUGGCCGGGAGAGGUGGCAGUUGCCGCAGCCUUAGUCCCUGCCGGGGGGGUCCCCGGUGGCUCACGGGUCCCCUGCGCUGCCGGCCCCGGGGCCGAGACCCGGAGCUGGCCGAGCCACCGCCGCCGCCGCCACCAUGACCCUCCCUCUUCCACCCUCUCUUUAAACACAUCGCCUCUGGGUGCUCAACCUCCCGCGGCCUUGUGCGAGGUGCAGCGGGGUUGGGGGCGAGCCCCAAAAACCUUGGGCGAGGGGGGGCACCCAGCGCUCCCGCACCCAGCUCCCGUACACCCAGCCCUCCCCGGCAUCCACUCCCCUCCCUGCCCCGAGUCCGCGGGAAGAAGCCACGUAAUGUACAUUUCCAGAGAAGCUUUGGGUGUAAAUCAGUGUAUACUUGGAGAGGGAAAAUUUUUCUAUCUUGUAGAGUAGGUAUUUUUAUAGAAUGAAGGUUGAUCAUUUUUUUAAUACUUUAAAGAAGAGAGAAAUGUAUCUGUGUAUACACAAAAGCAUAUAUAUAUAUAUGUAUAAAUAUAUAAAUAUCGGAGAUCUGCCUUUCUUGACUCGGGAUCACGGAUCCCCAGUUCUCAAACAAUCGUCUUUUUUUUUUUUUUCCUGUCGCUCACAAAGAGGUACUGUAACUGUAAAUAAGCACCGGGAAAAAGUUUUAAGCAAACAAAGCACUGACUUGCACAUUCACCAUGCUUUAAAGUCCCUAUGGAAAAAAAACAAAACAAAAACUGUACUUCCCGAAAAUGUUCCUCUUUCCCCACCGGUAUGUGAAGGAAGUCCCAAAAAAAGAGGCAAAAACAGUAUUGUCUUAAAUGAUGUAUCAAUUCUUGUCAGAUUAAAAGCUGUUACUAUUCC
Molecule: messenger RNA, 4562 nt
Organism: Gymnogyps californianus (California condor)
Lineage: Eukaryota; Metazoa; Chordata; Aves; Accipitriformes; Cathartidae
Gene: RAB11FIP3
Product: RAB11 family interacting protein 3
Exons: 15
Coding region: 412-1983 (523 amino acids)
Biological process (GO): regulation of cytokinesis; endocytic recycling
Cellular component (GO): midbody; recycling endosome membrane; endocytic vesicle
Source: RefSeq, a predicted model, not a curated record